This is a messenger RNA of Harpegnathos saltator (Jerdon's jumping ant), 2898 nucleotides long. Its product is annotated as Kv channel-interacting protein 2. Gene Ontology annotation, molecular function: calcium ion binding. The record is from RefSeq and is a predicted model, not a curated record. NCBI's taxonomy places the organism in Eukaryota, Metazoa, Arthropoda, Insecta, Hymenoptera, Formicidae. The coding region runs from base 410 to 1051 and encodes 213 amino acids. The transcript has 5 exons.
GGUGGUGGUUGAUAUCCUCGCUCACAAUCGUUCUUUCUCUUUCCCUCACCCGCUCCGUGCGUGCGCGGAGUUCGUCUCGGGAUGCGUCGCGUCGAUCAGUGAAUCAAGUGCCAAUAUCCCGUUGCCGAUCAGGGGCAGGAAGUGUGGCCGAUGAAGGCGCGUAAGAGCCGUGACAAGAGUAAGUCCGGACCGGUACAACGACUGUAGGGUGCCAAUCGAGCUAUCUCCUUCUUCCCUCUGAGAAGCCUCGUGUUUGCGACGACUGUGUUCGUGGGCCAGUCGAUAUACUACUUGACUACUGUGCGACGUACGACGUGCACAGCCAUUGACUUGGGCCAGUCGAUAUCCCAGGGGUGAGCGUCGUUGACAAGCGGAGUGAUAGCCGGGGGUGAUAAGCCUAAACUGCCGAAUGCAGCACCAAGAGGGAGAGCUUGAAGGACUCGGGGGCGUUUUAGGGAGCUCCGGGGACGCUGCAUUAGCCCUUGGUGGUCGACAUAAGCCGGAGGAACUCGCCACGCUUGCGGCAACCACCAGGUUUUCUAGAAAGGAAAUCCAGCUGAUCUAUCGAGGUUUCAAGCAAGAGUGUCCGUCUGGCCUGGUCGACGAGGAUGCCUUCAAGCAGAUCUUUUCACAAUUCUUUCCACAGGGAGAUGCCAGCCAGUACGCUCACUACGUCUUCAAUACUAUGAAGAGGAAACCGUCUGGUAAAAUUAGCUUCGAGGAGUUUCUCUCCAUACUGUCGAAGGUAUCAAGAGGAUCCGUGGAGGAAAAGCUGCAGUGGGUAUUCGGGUUGUAUGAUUUGGACGGAGACGGAUUAAUAAGCAAGGAGGAGAUGUUAGAUGUUGUGGGUUCCAUCUAUGAGAUGCUAGGUCGUUACACGCAACCGCAAAUUGCCGAACCACACGUGGCUGCUCGCGAACACGUUGAUCGCAUCUUUCACUUAAUGGAUGCGAAUAAGGACGGCGUGGUGACCAUCGAAGAACUGGUGCAGUGGUGCUCGAAGGACGAGCAAUUGUUACGAAGCCUCGAUACUUUGGAUACCGUAUUAUGAGAUCUUAACGUUCUAUCGGAAAUUCCAUUAAUAUAUUAUCAAUUGUGUUUCGAGCAAUAACAACGAGGCACGUAAAGCGUCUCGACUUUUUCAUCGAUUCUUCUACUUCUUUUUCAACAAGUGACCAGAAAAUACAAAAGUUAUAUUAAUGAGAAAAUAAUUGUGUUCAAGAAGUAAAAUCGAUUUGAAAGUUAAAAAUUUCCUGAAAGAAAGGAAAAAAAAUCUAAGUGAAUUUUUGUAAAUCUAAUUAAAUUUAAAAAUUUACGACCUUAGAUCAAGAUUUAUGACCUCGUUACAAAUCAUAAACUUAUGAUUUACUGAAAUAAUAUAAGGUAUAAUAAUUCAAGAUGCCGUUUGUAGCGAAAGAAAAUCAAACGCAGCGAGCCGAGAUAUCAUUGCUCGAAACGUAUCUUAAGGAAAAGACGCUGGAGUACCCUUCCGCAAGUGUCUUUGUAAAUAUGUAUGUACUACUCCGUUUACCUACCCAGUCUUUCAUGUACAACACUUCCAGUACAUCGCUCGACGAUCGAAGGGACCUGAAAGAACCUACGAUUUAAUUCAGCUUCGGAGAGUUUGUUGAAGCUUUACAGCUGCGAGACGUGAAAUCGUUGAGAAAUUAUAUAUCAAAUUAUUAAAUUAUAUUACAUUUACAGAAUUUCAUUAAAUUAUUAAAUAAUAAUAUCGCAGAAGAUAAACCGUUGGGGUUCAUCCAGAUGUUCAAUUUCCUGCAAGAAAUGAAUGAAUCAAGAAUAGUCGAUAUUAACUUGAUCCGUAAAGGCAAAUUCAUGACUUACGAAAUCGAAAAUCGAUCUCAAAUUUUAUGAGUUCUUUUAAGCAGGAUGAAACCCAUGAAAAAUGAAUGAAAUUCAGAGAAUGUAGAGAUUUCUUUUGAUCUACUCAAAGUAUUUUUAAAAUUUAUUGCUACGUUCGCGUAGCAUUGCAAAGUGUUUAAGCUUCGAUAUCUUUAAUGGUACGCAUUAAUAAAUUGAUUCUUUGGGCACAAUUCUGCUCUAACUUUCCAAAAUUUAAUAUUUCAAUCAUAAUAUACACAUAUAUUAUCGUAUGAUACUGAAUUCGCAAAUUCUUCAAUCAUUAGUUAUGAAAAUAAUAUUCUUCUUGGACCAAGUGUGAAGGAAAUUAAUGUUGUCCUCCUAAAACCUGGUCGAUACCUCGUGUGAUUAUCCUGUACCUUAUUAUACACACUACAUAAUGUUAUUAAUAUUAAUAAAAAAUUAUCAUUAUUAUAUUAGAAUUAAAGCAACUUGUUGUCUGCCAUGGAUGACACCAGUAACAACGCAAUAAUAUAUCUCGAACUUUUUGUAGAUCUUUGUAAAUCGUUUAAUCUUUCGUUUUCCAUAUUCUUAAAUCUUUCAAAUCUCGAAUAUUUUCGUCGUCCUAAUCUUAGAUUUUUAUUUUUAAUUUUCAGGUUUCUGGAACGUUUUAAUCUUUUUUUUAAGUUCUUAAGUGUUCUUGGACUCCUAAAUUUUUAUUCUGCAAUUUCGAAAAAAAAUUCAUCUGUAGAUAUUUAAUUCAACUUUCAUGGCAGAUAAAGUAUAUCGAAAACGUUUACACUUGUUCUCAAAAAUUGUUGAGAUUUAAGAUUUAACUCUGUACGAUUAUAAAAAAACUAUUUCACGUUAUCGAUCACUUUGUUAAAAACAUUUUCAUGGAUCUAUUCCUGUUCGUAUUGCGAAUUUUUCAGCGUUGUGGAUACGAAAUCUUUGAAUACACAUGUGUUUAGCAGGGUUAGCAUAUGUAGCGUGUACAUACGUAGACGCACUUUUGUUAAAACGCAUGUACACAUCUGCAUAAUUACGAAAAUAAAGAAUCUACCUUUGUACCUCGAA